GUUGUUGGGAGCAUUUUAGCGCAGCGAAUGCGACUUAAUUGCAUUUGUACCGAGUGCAGCAGUGUAAAGAAAGUGCGCGUAUACAAUAUUUAUUUAAGUGGCUGCUUAUCAAUUAUAUCCAUGCAUACAACUAUCAGACAUAUGUGCACAAAUACCAGUUAAGCCCCACCGCACUGAAUUGGAAGCAAAACCUUAACAAAACUGGACAAAAAUGUCUUCACUGGAGCAACAGCAGCCGCCCCAGAAGCGACCCUCUCUGCACUUGGCCGCGGAUGCGUCAACUGCAGCUACAGCUGGAACUGGAGCCGGAACUGCAGCUGGAGCUGAGAGCAUGUCCAGCUGUUCGCCGGCAACCACGCCGCUGGGCAGCGCUGGCGGCGCCGGCUUCCUGCCGGAUAUGCCGCAGUGGAAGAAGGAUUUGAUCCAGCGCCGCAAAACGAAUGUGGCGCGCACAAACGCCGCCGCCUGCUCGCCCACCGCCGCGGCGCCGCCAGCUGAUGGCAACUGUGCGGCUUUCCAAGAACCUGCAGAUUCAGGUGCGACUGAAGGCAGCGCAGUCGCAGCAGCAGCAACAACUAGUCAACAACAACAACAACAACAACAGCAGCAUGUGAAACGAAAUGUAAGCCAAACACAACAACAGCAACAACAACAAGAAGCAGCAUUUAAGACUUCACCAACAGAGGAAAAGUCUGAGAAAUGUUUUAUUGGAAGUGGAGGUCAUCAGACGAUUCCAACAGCAGCAGCGGCGGCAGCGACAGCAGCAGCGGCGGCCCAAAGUACACAAGGCAAAGAUUUAGCCACGGCCUUUUCAGCAGAAACGGCAGCAUCAGCAGCGGCAGCAGCAGCGGCAGCGGCACCAAUACCAAAGCAGCGAUCAAGUUUAUUCAACACAAGAAGUCAAUCAACUGGUAAGGAGCAAGAAGAGAUUCUAAAUUUGGAUACCAGAGAGCGUGAGCGUGAGCGUGAGCAUGAGAGAGAGCGCGAGCGAGCGUGCAGAGAGCGUGACGCUGAGGUGAAUAGCGCUAGCAUGGUGUAUGCGAACGUGCGCUCUGGUGAAGUUGAAACUGGCACAGCGACAACUGGAGCAUUAACAGCAAUAGGCAACAGCAACAGCAGCGGCGUCAGCGGCAGCGGCAGCGCAAAUGUGAAACAAACGGCAGCAACAGCGGCUACAUCGUCGUCGUCAGCAAAUCAGUUGCAAACGAAAUGCAAACCAGGCCAGAGCGUUGCUGAAGCAGCGCCAAGCAAUUACAUUAGCAGCAGCAGCAGCACCAGCAGCAGCAGCAAUACGCCAAUUUUAAUUGAUAAAAAUUGUAAAUCGAAAAUAUCCGACAAAUUGCAGAGCAACAAGUUUAUUCAAAACCAACAACAACAACAACAGCAGCAGCAGCAACUGGAACGCCAAACGGCCGCGUCGCCCACAAAAGUAGCGGUAAAAACGACAAUGGUCGCCAUGCAAGAAAUGAAAAAGACAACCACACAAAAUGGCCAACAACGUCAUCAUCAUCAUCAUCAACAUCAUCAUCACCAGCAGCAACAACAGCAACUGCAGCUGCAUCUAAAAAGCGCCGAUGCCGACAUGGACGUUGGCGUCGCUGCGCUGCAGCCAACGCUUUUGGACGCCGUCGAUCAAAACGAGGAUCUCAGCUAUGGACCCGGCAUUGUGUCCAAGCUGCGCUGCCGCUAUCUAAAUCUGGCGCUGCGCUGCGAGUCGCGCCAGCAGAGCCAGAAUCAGCGACUGCAGCGCUCCACGAGCCUCAAUACGCUGCUCGAUCGCAACGACGACGUCGAGGACGAGGAACAGCAGCAGCAGGUAAAUAGCUCCACAAUUGCCGUCGCUGCCGCAGUCAACGUCAAUGUGACGCGCAGCGCUGCAGCGCCGCCCAUACUAAGCGCCAAGCCAACGGGCAGCAGUUACAUCAAAAGCGUCAGCGUCUUGCAGCAGCAGCAGCUACGCCAGCAGCAACAGCAGCAGCAGAAGACGGCGCAGGAGCAACAGCAGCCGGCGUCAACGUCGCUUAACGGUAACGCGCUGCGCUCGCGUCAUUUUAAGCGCGGCAACGAGGUAAUGAAACGCGCACGCUCCGUCGAGGCGCUGCUCUGCGAGAAGUCGCCGUGGAAUACGCAGCGCGCCAGCUAUCAAGCGGCAGCGGUUAAUAGCAGCGCAGUCGCAGUCGCAGUCACUGCUGGUACGUCCCCAGCCGCAGUCGCAGCCGCAGCCGCAGCAACAACAUCUGCCUCAGCCACGUCCAGCUGCGUCAGCAUCGAGGAUAAGAUACACAAUGCACGCGAACGUUUGCACAGCGGCACCGAUGCCACGCCCCCAAAGCGUCUAACCUCCAUUAUCGAUGACACCGAACGCCCACCGCCGGAUCUCGUCAAGCAGACGCUGAAAAUGUUCGAGGCGAGCGCCAAUCGGCGGCCGCGCGCCACGCAGCGCAGCAACGGCGUCGGCGGCGUCGCCAGCAAAGUAGCCAGCUACAAGUCGAUUAUCAAGGAACAGAAGCCAAGCAGCGCUGUCAGCAGCGGCAGCAGCAGCAAGCCAACAGCAGGAUUUGCUGCCUCGACACCCAAGCAGCGCGUCGGCAGCGCCAAUGUUCAUGCUGUCGUUCCAGACAUCAUUCCCAGGCAGCUGGAAGCCAGCUGCGACUACGAUUCGCCUGUGACGAGCAUUACCAAAAUGAUGAAACGCAUGCAGCUGGAAGCGCCAGAUGGUGCGGGAGUGGGCGCAGGCGCAGGAGCGGGCGCGGUCGCGGUCGCGGGUGCUGGCAGCAACAAUCAUCGCUUAGUCAGCGAUCUGCAGCGAACGCAGGCAGCAGCAGCAGCAGCAGCUGGCGAGGCUGACGUUGACGACGACGACGACGACAACGACAACAACGAUAGCAGAGACGAAGAGAACAACGAAGGCAACGAAAAGGUUGACGUUGACGACGACGCUGCAGCUGAAGCUGGCGGCGACGGCAACGGCGACGACAUAUGCAAUGGCGUUAAGCUGGGCGAGGCUGGCGAUAAGUUAACAGCAACGCCGGCAGCGCUGCCGCUGGACGAAGCAGGAGGCGUCGGCGGCAGCAGCGGCAGCGCCCAGCGCUCAUUUGCUGCCGCCUUGCAAGAGAACGCGCACGCUUCCAGCACGAGUUCCAGCAGUCGAAAAUUGUCGCAGCGCAGCAGCGAUAACAGCGAAUCCACAACAACAACAACAACAACAACAGUAGUAGCAGCAACAACAACAACAACAACAACUAAGCAAAUUGGUGUCAUCAGGCCGCUGCUGAACAACUCCGGGUCCAGUUCCGGGUGCGGCACGCCGCUGACCAGUCGCGAGAUUGAAAAGAAUCGCAUUAAUGAAAUGAAAAAAUCAACAGCACUCGCUGCAGACGCAGCUGCUGCUGCCGCUGCCGCUGCUGCUGCUGCUGCUGCUGCUGCUGCUGGUGGUGCAGCAGCCACUAGUCUCGACAACGUGAUAAACACCAAGGAUGGCAGCGAAUUGGACGCUGCAGCAGCGGGCAGCGGCAUCUCACCAAUUUGGCCGUUGCGCAAGCGCCGACAGCCGACAGGUGGCGCCAAUAGCGGCGGCGGCGGCGUCGCUAGCAGCAGCACCCAUGCGGACAGCAACACCUCCAUGGUGUUCAACUUUUCCAAGAGCGGCAAGGAGGUGCCGGAUUAUAUUGAAAGCGAUGUUGUGAUCUACAGACGUAAACGGGAACUGCCAAAGCCAAAUGAACCGGGCUUCGUGCUGCUGGGCGACCUUUCGGUGGAGACAUCGACAGACACGGACUACGAUGAUUAUUCAAUGUGCCCGCCCUCGCCCUGCGACGUCGAGUUCGAGAAUGCGAAUAUUGUGAUCGAUGGCAAGUCCAGCAUACGCCAGAAACCCAAAGAUUCAUCGUUCCGCGUACAAUUUAACGAUACGUUAACGUCAACGUUUGAAUAUCCCUCCGAGGCAUCGCAGACCAUUGACGAUCCGCCGUAUGCCGAUCCCUACAGUAAUGUUACCAAGCAUCAUCAGCUCUACUACGAGGAGCACCUCAGGUUGCAGCACCAGCAACAACAACAGCAGCAGCAGCAACAACAGCAGCAACAACAUCAUCAUGUUACAGUCGAUGAGAUAAUUGAGCUGCCGACAGCCGCGGCGACAUCCUCUGCGUCGCAUAAGACGUCGGGAACCAGCGCAAUGCUGGGGAAUUUACCAUUAGAUUACCCAAGUUUGGGGAGGGGUAUUAUCUUGCAACAGCCACAACCACAGCCACAGCCACAGCAAAUGGACGCCCCACAACAAGAACAGCAGCAACAAGAACUACAGCAACAACGUCGUAGACCGUCGGUUCUGUUAAAGCCGCAAUAUGCCUGCUUUCUGCAAAAUGAUGCAGUGCAGCCGGCGCAUCAGGCAAAGCGCAAAGCUGCCUCCUUCUCGUACGCCGCCAAGCCACAACAGCCGAGUAAAUACAUUAAACACAAUCCAACAAUAACAACAACAACAACAACGACGACAACAACUGCAGCAGCAGCAGCAGCAGCAGCGCCAACAACCUGCAGCAAUGGAAGCUCCUUGAGUCGCCGUCGCGCCAGUCUGCCUGUAGCCACACACCUGUCGUCCACGUCGUCGUCUUCGCUAGCGCUACCCAACGCCUCCACAGCCCUGCUGCAGGCACGCAUACCAGGCAAUACACUCUACUAUGUCUGAUCCAAAAGUUGAACCGUCGCGGAAUCGCUCCAAGCUACGCAACUCCACAAAACUCUGCUUUACUGCACUCCGAUUAAACCUGUC
This is a messenger RNA of Drosophila virilis, 4768 nucleotides long. RefSeq names its product protein phosphatase 1-binding protein bifocal (gene bif). Gene Ontology annotation, biological process: chemotaxis; neuronal signal transduction. Gene Ontology annotation, molecular function: microtubule binding. Lineage: Eukaryota; Metazoa; Arthropoda; Insecta; Diptera; Drosophilidae. The record is from RefSeq and is a predicted model, not a curated record. Gene Ontology annotation, cellular component: nuclear membrane; rough endoplasmic reticulum membrane.